This is a messenger RNA of Rubroshorea leprosula, 2508 nucleotides long. The record is from the annotation of a GenBank genome assembly. Lineage: Eukaryota; Viridiplantae; Streptophyta; Magnoliopsida; Malvales; Dipterocarpaceae.
GGCUAUUCCUUCUCCGUGCUAAUUUCUCUCCUUUCUAAUAUUUAACAAUCAUUAGAAGCUUUUGGUUUGAAGCAAAGACAAUAGUAACAACAACAAGCAACUUCUUUCAAUCUUGAUUUGGAACAUAUGGAAGAACUACUUCAUGAAGAGGAGCCUCUGCCUAUGGAAUCUCAAGCAAAGGCAUGUAACACUAUUGGUGGUACAUCAAAAACGCCAAUUGGGAUUAUUGAAGGUGUAUCCAUUGCAAACGAAACAACUCUAGAGCAAGGCCAAGAUAAAAAAAGGAAGGCUCCAAGAAGGUCCGAGGUAUGGGAUCACUUUACUAGUUUUAUUGAUGCUGAUGGCAAAAGUAAAGCUAGGAAUGAAAGGAACAAAAGAAACCAGAGUUUAUUGAGAUUCAUAGGUGGAGAUGAGGGGGAUGGGCAGGAGGUUAAUCAAUUAACCUCAUGGAAAUUUGAUGCUGAAGUUGUUAAAAAGGCACUUGCUGAGUUAAUUAUAACUGAUGAAUUUGCUUUUAGUUUAGUUGAAAAGCUAGGCUUUAAGAGAUUCUGUGGAGUUGCAUUGCCCCCAAGUUUCAGACUCCCUUCUCGUAGGACUAUCACUAGGAAUUGCUAUGACAUAUAUAUUGAUGAAAGAAACCUGUUAAAGAAAUAUUUUCAAGAAAAUUCCAUUAGAGUUUCUUUAACAACAGAUACAUGGACUUCCACUCAAAGAAUUUCAUACAUGAGAUUAACUGCACAUUACAUUGAUGAUGAUUGGAGAUUACAAAAGAAAAUCAUUAGCUUUUGUCCUAUUGAUAGUCAUAAGGGAGAUCAGUUAGGUGACCUUCUUGAAAGGUGUUUGAGGGAUUGGGGGAUCGAAAAGGUUUAUGCAUUGACAGUGGACAACGCAUCUGCUAAUGAUGGUCUAGUGAAAUGUCUCAAGGAUUGUCUAAACAAGUGGGGUACAAGCAUUCUUGGAGGGGCUGAGUUGCACAUGAGAUGUGCAGCACAUAUUAUUAAUCUUGUAGUUGGUGAUGGGACCAAGCUUGUGGAGUCUUCAAUAGCUACUGUUAGAGCUGCUAUUAAGUAUGUGAGGCAAAGCCCUCAAAGGAUUAAAAAGUUCAAAGAAUGUGUGGAAUUUGAAAAGAUUGAAUCCAAAAAGUUGUUGUGCUUAGAUGUUCCAACAAGAUGGAAUUCACUCUACUUGAUGCUUGAUACAGCAGUGAAAUUUGAGCUUGCAUUUGAGAGGUUUGCAAGGGUGGAGCCAAAUAUAAGGGUUGAGUUAUGUUCUGGAACCAAUCCUCCAGGGCUUCCCUCAUGUGUUGACUGGGAAAACUGUAGAAGAAUGGUUGAUGUAAAUUUGUGUGUAAUGGCUAAGAGUAUGAGGAUUAAGUAUGACAAAUACUGGGGAGAUCCACAAAAGAUGAAUAAGAACAUUUUUGUGGCUGUUGUGCUUGAUCCAAGACGCAAGCUUGAUUUUGUACAAUAUCUGUUGGUUAAGAGGUUUAAAAAGGAUAAGGGAAAGUUGUAUGGAGACAUGGUCAAAUUGGAGUGCAUAAAACUGUUUGAGGAAUAUAAGAGGUUGAGUUACAGUGGGUCAAGUGGUAGUAACUCUCAACAAAUUUCUACUGUAAAAUGCAAUUAUGAUGGGGUAAGCAAUGAGGUUGGGUCAUCUACAAAGAGUGAGAGUCAACUUCUUUUAGAUUACAAAAGGUACAAGGCUGAGCUUGGUGGGGCUACAGAAAAAACAGAGUUCGAUAGAUACUUGAAUGAGGACUCUCCUGAAGAUUCUGAGGACUUUGAUGUCCUUAAAUGGUGGAAGAUGAAUGCACCUAGGUUUCCUAUUCUAGCUGCAAUGGCCAGGGAUGUCUUAGCUAUUCCUAUCUCCACCGUUGCCUCAGAAUCUGCCUUCUCCACUGGGGGACGAGUUCUUGAUGCCUUUAGAAGCUCACUUACCCCAAGAAUGGCCCAAGCACUUAUUUGCUGUCAAGAUUGGUUGAAGUUGACUACAAGAGAUGUGUCUGAUUUGGAGGACUUGGAUUUGCUGGAAAGCUUGGAGAAUGGUUUUGAUAAACUUCAUUUGGAUUCCACCACUAUGGCAUGACAAAGCAAGCAGAACAUGUAUAUGGUAGUAGGGUUAUAGAUAAACCAGACUAUAGAUAUGGUCUUCUCUUUUUGUAUAUCAUUGAUGAAGGUUUUGGAGCUACUUUCUUUUUGUAUAUAAAGCCAUCUUGCGUUGAUGUUGCUGCACUUUGCUGCACUGCACUGCAUUGCCAUUCUACUGCUGUUGCAAGUUUGGGAAAUUGGAAAUACAUGAUGCAUCUCGUCUUUGGUUUUUUGUGGAGAAAGGAUGUUGGAUGCCCACUACACUACUAACUACACAUCACUUUUGUUUUUUUGUAUAGCAUCUACAUUCUCUUUAAUGGUGAAAUUCUAUAACUGUAAAUGACUAUUUGAAGUCUUCAUAACUUCAAGUAUGGUAGAACAUGAACAACUCUUAUGGUAGUUAUAAAUAUUAUGAUAUUUU